Messenger RNA from Nycticebus coucang (slow loris), 2524 nucleotides. It is a transcript of the gene AGT, whose product is annotated as angiotensinogen. The record is from RefSeq and is a predicted model, not a curated record. Gene Ontology annotation, biological process: regulation of systemic arterial blood pressure by renin-angiotensin. The transcript has 5 exons. The coding region runs from base 123 to 1583 and encodes 486 amino acids. NCBI's taxonomy places the organism in Eukaryota, Metazoa, Chordata, Mammalia, Primates, Lorisidae. Gene Ontology annotation, molecular function: serine-type endopeptidase inhibitor activity.
GCCCAGCCUGUGCACAGAAUAGCCUGGGAACAGCUCCAUCUCCACCCCUCGAAUAUAAAUAGGGCCUCGGUAGACCAGCCAGGGAAGAGGCUGCUUUGUCCUGUGGACCACAGUGGAAGGGUAUGAAGGAGCGAGUGCCCUGGUCAGAAAUGGCUUCUGCUGGCAUAGCCGUGAGGGCCAUUGUCCUCUGCCUUGUGGCCUGGGCUGGCCUGGCUGCUGGAGACCGUGUGUAUAUACAUCCCUUCCAUCUCCUUGUCUACACCAAGAGCAGCUGUGAGCAGCUGGGGAAAUCUAAUGCAGAGACACUCAAAGAACCAACCUUCACACCCACCCCAAUUCAGACCAACACAGCACCGGUGGAUGAGGAGACCUUGCACCAUCAGCUGGUGCUGACUGUGGAGAAGCUGGAGGCUGAGGACAAGCAGAGGGCUGCAAUGAUUGGGAUGCUGGCUAACUUCCUGGGCUUCCGCAUGUACAAGGCACUGAGCGACACAUGCAACACCGCUGGCGGGGCUGGCGUGCUCUCCCCAAUGGCUCUCUUUGGCACCCUGGCCUCUUUCUAUCUGGGAGCCAUGGAUCCCACAGCCCACAGGCUCCAGGCACUCCUGGGUGUCCCUGGGGAGGACCAGGACUGCACCUCCCGCCUGGAUGGGCACAAGGUCCUCUCUGCCCUGCAGGCAGUCCAGGGCUUGCUGGUGGCCCAGGGUGGGGCUGACGGCCAGGCCCAGCUGCUGCUGUCCACAGUAGUGGGCCUGUUCACUGACCUGAGCCUGAGUCUGAAGCAGACAUUCGUUCAGGGCCUGGAGCUCUUCACCCCCAUUGUCCUCCCUCGCUCUGUAGACCUCUCCUCGGACCCAGAUCUUGCUGCUGCAGAAAUAGAUAGGUUCAUGCAGGCUGUGACAGGGUGGAAGAUGAGCAGCCUGGCGGGAGUCCAAGCAGAUAGCACCCUGCUCUUCAACACCUAUGUCCACUUCCAAGGGAAAGUGAAAGGCUUCUCCCUGCUGGCUGGACAUCAGGAGUUCUGGGUGAACAAUAGCACCUCAGUGUCUGUCCCCAUGCUCUCGGGCAUGGGCACAUUCCAGCACUGGAGUGACACCCAGAACAACUUCUCGGUGACUGGAGUGCCCUUGGGUGAGAGCGCCUGCCUGCUGCUGGUCCGGCCCUGCUCUGCAUCCGACCUGGAUAAGGUGGAGGCCCUCGCCUUCCAGCAUGACUUCUCCAGCUGGAUGAAGAACCUGUCUCCCCGGGUUAUCCGCCUGACCAUGCCCAAGCUGCAGCUACAAGGAUCCCACGACCUGCAGGACCUGCUCUCCCAGGCCAAGCUGCCCACCCUGCUGGGCACCAAGGCGACCCUGGGCAAAAUCAGUGACGCCAACCUCAGAGUGGGGAAGGUGAUGAACAGCAUUCUUUUCGAACUCAAAGCCGAUGAUGGAGACCAGCCCACAGAGUCUGCCCAGCAGCCCAAUGGGCCUGAGGUCUUGGAACUGACCCUGAGCAGCCCGUUCCUGUUUGCUGUGUACGAGCGCGACUCCAGAGCCAUUCACUUCUUGGGCCGUGUGGCCAACCCGCUGAGCAUGGCAUGAGGCCAGGGCUCCAGAGGAAGGGCCCUGCAGGGCCUCUGGCCUUGGCCCUCAGGAUGAAGGCCAGCAGCACACAGCAAUCCUGGGCAAAAUAAGGGAUUUGUCCAGUCCCUACCUUUUCUUCUGACGCGUCAACUCUAAGUUGGAAAGCAGCUUCUGUCUUUGGCAAAGUGGUGCCAUGCAGAGUGAACAGGAGAAGUCUGACCUCACACACAGGCCUCCCAGGUUGCUGGGUAUAUUUUGGAGGCUGGGGGUGGGGAACCAGGAGCUGAAGUUUAGCACAGGACUAUUUUCCCAGAAAGAAUUUAGACAGACCAACUAGUUUGUGGAACCAAAAACUGUUCCUUUUUUAGGUGAGAAGAGAAAUUGACUUUUCAAAUUAAAAUAUGCCUUUUUUCAUUGCCUUGGUUUAUAUUUAGCUUAACGAGUGUGAGACUAUGACCUUCCUGCAGUUACCACACUAGUUUAGAUAUUUGUGAAUUUUGAACAACAAAUUACAAAAAACACAAAUGUCUGGAUUUGUUAGAAUGUGAAACCAUGGCCAGUUGGCCCGCACUUGUGUUAGUAAUAAAUGUCUUGAACAAUAAACAAACAAAAAAAAUUAUCUUUCAUUUAGCAGCAGAAGAGACACAGGCAUUUGAGCUAACAGGCUGUGCAAAGAGAAGCCAGGACCGGGGGUGGAGUUUCCAAUGCAGGCCUGGGCUGGCACUUAGUAUCUGGAGAAGUUUUAGGGAAUGGGUUUCUUUGGACAUAUCCAUUUGUAAGCAGUGGUGGCCAUCUGUGUGAUGGCUGGGCGACAGGGAGCAGGAGAGGGCAGGGACCUGGACAGAUGGGCAUUUCCCCCCACCCCAGUGACGCAGGGUCAGAUGGCUGCUCGUCCUGUGCCUGUAGAAUGGAAGGCAGAGAAAUAAAUCUUCAUGAAUAAAUAUUAGCAAGUUCCUUUC